AUGACGUGCGUUUCUUUCCAAGAAACAAGCUGUGAAGAUCUCUAUAAAUAUAUCAUCGCCGUCUUCGUUUUCUUCCAACCUCAUAUUGAAUCUUUCUUCUUCUUCUGAUCUUCUUGUUCGUUUAGUUUCUUGUAAUAAGCAUCGACGUUUCGUUUGAUCUUUAUAUUUCUUCUGGGUCGUCAUCGUCUGCUUCAAACUCAGUUCUUAAGUUGGCUGCAGAAGAGCUUGAUUUAGUUAUAUUUCAACCAUGAGUUCUGGUAUUCCAACAGCAUAUCCUAAAGCAACUUCAAGAAAUGCAUCAACAAUGAUUCCUCCACCAGUUGGUUAUCCCACCACUAACGUCACUUCACCGAACCCCCAAUCAGCUUCUUACGAGACCAAGUCCAGGGGUGAUGGUUUUUGGAAAGGAUGCUGUGCGGCAUUGUGUUGCUGUUGUGUUUUGGACGCUUGCUUCUGAGGAGCCAUAUUAUUUACGAGAGAUAUAUGUAUCAUCUUCAUUUGGUCGUGUUUGGUUUAUUUCUUGAAGAAAUAAAGAAUGAUUGUAAUGCAAACUAGAUUGUUUUAGUUUAUAGUUUUUAAUUUUUCAUAGAUUUAUUGUUGUUGACUUGUACGUUGUUAGUGUUGUAUAAUGAUCUAUAAUAUACAAUUCUUUUCUA
Molecule: messenger RNA, 656 nt
Organism: Prosopis cineraria
Lineage: Eukaryota; Viridiplantae; Streptophyta; Magnoliopsida; Fabales; Fabaceae
Product: protein CYSTEINE-RICH TRANSMEMBRANE MODULE 9-like
Exons: 3
Coding region: 248-457 (69 amino acids)
Cellular component (GO): plasma membrane
Source: RefSeq, a predicted model, not a curated record